This is a messenger RNA of Hypoxylon trugodes, 738 nucleotides long. Its product is annotated as putative plasma membrane proteolipid 3. Lineage: Eukaryota; Fungi; Ascomycota; Sordariomycetes; Xylariales; Hypoxylaceae. The record is from RefSeq and is a predicted model, not a curated record. Bases 81 to 248 code for a protein of 55 amino acids. The transcript is spliced from 2 exons. Gene Ontology annotation, cellular component: membrane.
UUCACAAUGCCUUUCACCGCGAGGUAAGGACAAUUUCUCACCCGGCUUGUCCGUGAUGUCAGACCACUUGCUGACCCAAUAUGACAUCUAGCGAUAUCUGCAAGAUUAUUCUUGCCAUCAUCCUACCUCCUCUAGGUGUCUUCUUAGAACGUGGAUGCGGUGCCGACUUUUGCAUCAACGUCCUGCUCACCAUUCUGGGUUACAUUCCGGGUAUCAUUCACGCGCUGUACAUUAUUCUCAAAUACUAAAGGCGCCCCGAAUCACCCGCGAUUCCCUUCCGCAUUUUUCGGCAUGCAGCGACAGCAUAGCAGGAUUCAACCAUAGACGAUCGGGGAAAGGUUGGACCAAUCGUGUGGCGGUACAAGGGUACGUGGUGCUUGGAGGGGCAAUCUAUACAUGGGUCCAGCUAUGACCCGUGGACCUUUUUCUCUUCGGUGCUAAAGUGGAAAUGGAAUUUAUUGCUGUUCGUCGGGUCUGACCGACGUCACCCAAUCUUCCUUUCUACGCCUUAGUCCACUUUACUCUUUAAUUCUCGACGAUGCGACGCGAUGCGAUGUUUCUCUUUCAAUUAAUCGACUAUCACGACGAUAUAAUGUUGUGGCGGUUCGUCUGGGGGGGCUGGAAUUAGUUGAGGAAUGAUUGCUACGUGUAAUUCGCGACGCUUUUAGAUUUGCUGUUGACAUUAAUGAUUACGAACUCCGAUACCCCUUGCAAGACGUCUCCAUCGCAUAGUGCUAU